Messenger RNA from Raphanus sativus (radish), 1124 nucleotides. Its product is annotated as probable transmembrane ascorbate ferrireductase 3. The transcript has 4 exons. Gene Ontology annotation, molecular function: oxidoreductase activity. NCBI's taxonomy places the organism in Eukaryota, Viridiplantae, Streptophyta, Magnoliopsida, Brassicales, Brassicaceae. The coding region runs from base 227 to 901 and encodes 224 amino acids. The record is from RefSeq and is a predicted model, not a curated record.
UUUAUGUUUCAUAAUUUGAUUAAAGGCAAUUCCAUUUAUAUAUUGUUUUGGGUUGCUUUCACACAUCAAUUAUCUUAGUAUAAAUAAACCUUUAAGAUAUCAUCCGUACCCGAUAGAACAGCGCUACACACUACACAAUCUAGCACAUGCUCUUCUCUUCUGUUCUCUCUCGAUAUUGAUUGACUCAUCAUCGUCUUGAGCAAGAAGCGAACAAAACUAAAAUCAGAUGGACGUCUCAGCAGAUCGAACAACUUUUAAGCGUCACUCGUCGCUUUCAACGCUCGUGGCUCACUUCUUUGGCAUAUUAGCCGUUGUUCUAAUGCUCAUAUGGCUUCUACACUACCGCGAAGGCAUCGAGUAUGGCUCCGACAAUCCCCUUAAGGUUUUAAAUGUGCACCCAUUUCUCAUGUACUGUGGCUUUCUCUUCCUCGUCGGCCAAGCGAUGAUGACGUACAAAACGGCAUAUGCCUCGCACCAAGUACAGAAAAUGGUUCAUGGUGGGCUUCACUUAAUAGGACUAGUUCUAGGUAUUGUUGGAAUCUCAGCUGCCUUUAGAUUCCAUGACAAAUUAAACCUUAAAGACAUGGUCUCUCUUCACUCCUGGAUCGGCCUCACCACUUUCAUCCUCCUCGGCCUCCAGUGGCUACUUGGUGCGUUCACAUUUCUUGCGCCACAAUCUUCAUCAGGGACAAGAGCAAGGAUGAUGCCGUGGCACGUCUUAGGUGGUCGGGCUCUACUUUAUAUGGGUAUUGUCGCAGCACUAACCGGACUCAUGCAGAGAGCCACGAUGCUUGGUCAGAGCACAAACGCUGAGUCACGUCUCAUUAACUUCACCGGCUUAGCCAUUCUACUCUUUGGCGUUUCCGUCGACUUCUCCGUCGCUCUUGGCCGUUAUGGUUGACGGAUUCCUAUACUACCCUACCGUUAAUUGAUCUUUAUGUAUUGUAUCCUUCAGUGAGUUCUUUAUUUGAUUGUUUGUUUUGGUGUGUAAAUGUAAUUGGCGAGAUAUCUAAUUGGGGCCCUGAGAGUGAUUGUUUGAUAUUUGAUUCUAAAUUUUACUUUUUGAUGUUUUUUAUUUGUUGUUAUUUCAUCUUUGUUGCUUACUAAAAGUCAUUAUUUGCAUA